This is a messenger RNA of Angiostrongylus costaricensis, 210 nucleotides long. The record is from the annotation of a GenBank genome assembly. NCBI's taxonomy places the organism in Eukaryota, Metazoa, Nematoda, Chromadorea, Rhabditida, Metastrongylidae.
AUGGCUGAUAUCUCUCGCGUGCACUCUCUUUCUCUGCAUCAGAGUGGUGCUCUCCGCCGAAGAUGUGGUCUGUCGGCUGUCACGCAAUGCUCUGGCACUCGUUCGUCGGCGCGUAUCGAGCCUGUCGUCGCCGCAUCGUCGGCCAUCACCAUCGUUACUGGUUACUGGAUUGAUGACACCGUUCAUCUGACCCAUUCCUGGAUGCCAUAA